Messenger RNA from Clonostachys rhizophaga, 990 nucleotides. NCBI's taxonomy places the organism in Eukaryota, Fungi, Ascomycota, Sordariomycetes, Hypocreales, Bionectriaceae. The record is from the annotation of a GenBank genome assembly.
AUGUCUUCCCUCCGGACUCAAGCCCUACGGCACAUUAACCGGUACGCCGUGCGCUCCACAAGAACAUGCAACCAGCGCCGAUGGGCCCAAGUCCACGAUGUUCGAUUCUUAGCUUCGACCUGGCGAGCGCAGUCGACAAUCGACAAGUACCGAGAGAAGCUCGACCAAAAGGCCAAGAACGAGGGGUUCUCGAGCAUCGACGAGCUGAAGACGGCAUACAGCAAGAAAAUUGGCGAGAUACACCGCAAGGACGCCGUGGAAUUCCCCGAAGCCCAGGUCCUGAAGUCCGCCGGCGCCCAAACCAGCACUCCCCCUCCAGCUGCCGUCCCCAAGACUGAGGCCAAACCACGCCAACAACCACCACCUCCCGCCUCUGGGUCACCCGAGAAGAAGGCAGUCAAGGGCCUAGACGACAUCAUCGACCUCGAAAAGUCCCGCGCCCUCCCCGAGAAGGAGCUCACGGCCAUCUGGCGCCUCCGCCACGCCGGCUCCCCCAACAACGUCUGCGCCGUCAUCCCCGCGGCCACGUACCGGGCCAUGGAGGACGCGGCCAGGGCGGCGCCGCAGUUCGUCCUCCCCGUGCCGCACGAGGGCCAGGGCGCCGAGAUCCACUUCCUGCAGUGGACGUUCGAUGCCUCGUCGAGGACGAGCACCGUGCUCUUCACUCAGCUUGCCGAGUUCAAGAACCGCGGGGAGUUUGCGCAGCCGCACACCACCGUGACGCACCACCUCGACCUGGUGGACGACAAGGGGCUCGUGCUGAUGCAGGGCCAGCUGAUGGAGGACAGGGGCGUGACGCCUGAGCAGGUCAAGUGGCUCGUUAUGUGCCUGCAGCGGUUCUACGGCGGGUGGGAGGGCGAUUCGGCCGAGCUGACCGGUGAGAGGAAGAUGCGGGCCGACGAGAGGAAGAGGCUGCUGGACUGGUUCGCCUCGGGGGAUGAGAGGUUUACCGUGGAGAAGCUCCUCGACGAGGCCGAGCGGAUAGGCUGA